UAUUCUCGUUUCUGACUCGCAGCUUGCAAAAGCUGACUUUCUACGGCCUCCAUCCCCGAAUUGGUGAAUUCAAUUUGGAGGCCGAACUGCAAAUAGUUCUUCUACUAAUGUGCGAACUAGGGUUUUUUUUUCCAGUUCGCAAAUUGUAACGAAUAAAGCCGUUUGCUGCAGUACCAGUGCCACGCGAUUGUGCUACCCUUUCGAGUCGCGCGAGGUGUGAUUGGUAAAAGUGCAGAAAAGUUUUCAUUCGCUCCUGCGAUAUAGCUAAGUGUGGUGGCCCCAGAAGUGAAGGUGAAAAAACGUGUGAGCAAAGGAUUGGAAAAUUUUUCCCAACCCCGCCGAGGAAGCCCAUUUCCUGCCAAUUAAUCAGGACCCCAUUCGUGGGGUCUUCCUUAGGGGGGGUUGAAGGAUUCCCAUGGAGCACUCCGGAGAAAGGCAAUAGAAAAGGUCGAUGACGACCGACCGUGCAAUUUGCAUCCAAAAAUAACGCAAAGUGGCGAAUGGGGAGAACAAAAAAACGGAACGGCAAUCGCAGUAGCAGCCAGCAGCAAUAGUCGUUGUCGUGACAGGCAGUGAGAAAAUAUAAUCAACCCUCGCCUCGGUCUCGGAACCUAAGCAACCAUGUCGUCGCUGGAACAUUGUGAUAGCAACGCACCGGUCGAUCCCAGAGUGCAGAUCGAACUGGAAAAAUUAAACGAGGCAACAGACAGCAUCAAUAAGUAUGAAGUCGAACUGGAUGAAGCCAAAAACGAUUUCCGCGAGCUGCUCAAGGAGAGCGUCGAGAAGAUCAAAGCCGUCGCCAAGAAGCUCGGCAACUCGAUCGAGACGGCCAAACCGUACUACGAAGCCCGUCUGUACGCCUCGCAGCUGGCCAAGGAAACGCAACAAUCUGCGCUAAACUACGACAAGGCCAAAUCGGUGCACGCGGCAGCGAAAGAGAUGGUGUUCCUAGCGGAACAGGGACUGGGCGAAAAAUCCACCCUGGAUACCGCCUGUCAGGAGAUGCUCACACACGCAACGACGCGCGUCAACGAGUCGCAGAACGACUGCACCGAGAUGCGGAACGUGCUGCGGAUUAGCGAGCUGAAGCUGGAGGUAGCGAACAACCGGGUUGCCAAGCUGCACUCGCAGUUGAAGGGAGCGAUUCGGGCGUCCAGCAUGGAUAUCCGCAGGAACCUGCUAAUGCUGAAUUUGCUUGCUUAUCAGAAUGAGUUGUUGUUUUUACCUUAUUAUGAAUUACGAGCGAACUAUAAUGCGCUACUGCUCGAUCAGAAACAGAAAGUUGUAGAUCUGGAGGCGAAAGUAUCUGAAGCGAAGAUGAGCUAUAAUGAAGCCUUGACACGUUUGGAGAAGAUUUCCGAGGAGAUUCAUCAGCAGCGAAAAGCUCGUGCCAGUAGCAUUGACGAGGAUGCCUCGUCGUCAUCUUCGUCGACUAAUCACCCGCGAACUCAGCAGCUAGGACUAGGCGGAAUACACUUGCCGUUCAGCAAAUCCCCCUCAGCUGCACGGAUUGAAUCCAGCGACGAAUAUCUGGAGUUCCCAGCCAAGUUGGGACUGAAGUCCAGUCCGAUUAAGCCCAAGUAUCUGGACAAGUUAGAUUGUCCGCACCUGCUGAAAGACUUCGCCCGGAAGCCCAGCCCAGGCGGGGAGAGUGAUUCCGAUAACAACUACUUGUUUUCGCCAAACCGAACUAUCGACGACAUCACCAACAUGUCCUCGGAGGACAUCGAACAGUGGACGGAGAUUCGGUUGUCCAACUCGAACAGCAGCAGUUCAGGGUACUCGCAGCACAACUCGUUGGCGCUGGAAGACGAAAACAACGGACUGGCAGCAGAUAUGAUUUCCGAUACGACCGAUACAGAUUCCGACGAUAGCCGUUCGGGACCCAGGGUCAAGGCACGUAUCAUCAAGAUGGAGAUCUACGACGACAGCGCCAAUCAGAACACGCGUAAAAGUGAAGGCAUCACCGGUUGGAUUGCGAGUCGCUCAAUCGGUCGUUCGGCGUCCAUCUCGAUAGCGGGCUGUGCUCCAACUCCUGGCAACACUGCUACCCCUACUACCCCCACCGGAACCAGCAAGGACAGCGGCACUCCCACAAUGUCAGGUUCUGGUCGACGCCAAAGCCUGGACAUCAUCAUCGAUACCGGCGACCGCGUCAAGGAUGCCUUCACCCAGGGGAUUCAGCGGAUCGGGCGCUCACUGGAGCGACGGAACUCCGAAUCGGAGGUCGCUCGGGACGGCAGUGAUGGCACGAUCGGCGGCGGAACAGGGGGGAGCGGAUCGGGUUCUGGUACGGGGAGUGAUUUUUUUCUCUUCCAACGCUCGUCGGAUCCUGCACGGGAUGGUCUCUCGGAUGAACAGGUGGAGAACCUUCUUCUAGGCCAGGACUGCUCGGACCUGUUUCAGAACGUGGUCAACUUGUCCAAGUAGGACGGAGCAGGAGGCGGGGACCGAUCGAGCGUGGGACUGUGUGUUUUCUGUGAUUCGAACCAGCGGCGACACUUAUUAAGCAAUUAUUCACAUGUAGGGGAAUACUAUUUUAACCAAGCCGAUAGGCUAAGCGAUACAAUUUGCUGUGAAAUUUGAUGGGGAACCAAAAUAACAAAAACAAAAGAAUCGUUACAUAGGGGCAAAUGGCAGGCGAACGUUUGAAGCGAUAACAUCACAGUAACCUUUGAAAUUUCAUCUGUUGACCAUUAAUGCGAUCAGAGCAACCCACGUAGACUUAUGACGAAUCAUAUCAAAGUAGAACGACAGAAUGACGUGUUCCUAUUGAACAGUAAAUCUUAAAAUUUUAAUUGGCUAUCCUACUGCAUUUGAGCUGAUGUUAUCGCUUCAUCAUUUCUGCGUGUAUUCUAACUCUCUAUGAUCAUUGUUAAUGUAAACAAACACACACAAAGCUAAACCAAAAACAAACUAGUCUUAGAGCAUCAAUUUGUGUCAACUGGAGGCGCUUUAUAAAUUGCAACUUAAAGAGGGGGGAGGAUGUCACCCCAAAGCAAUUGCAGUAGCGAAACAAUGGACAACCACUAGGAGAGAACCGAAAGCAAUUCUGUAGCUGAUCGUCUUUAAGCAAAUCGUAAUAUCGCAUCAUUAUAGAGUCAUAUUCAUUCCAAUCUUUGUUCAUUAUUAACAUGUCAAGCAAUGGAAAAAGAAUUAAGUUUGAUUAUUUUUUCACGUUGAGCGCUAAGGGGACGUAGAGCUGAAGUGGUGAAGGAGUUCAAAGUUCUUUAAAAAAAAAGGAAUUCUGUCGCGGUACUUCAUUUCGUAACCCUUAUUUUCAUAACAUUUAAAAUAAAGGAAAAAUCAAUGGAGCAUGUUAUUCAUUUUUAUGGUUUUUUUUUUCAACAAUAAGCACGUAUGAUUACAAAAAGAUUCGACUAAAAUGGUGCUUCAUUAUUUUAUUUGGAAGUAAUGUGAAUAUGUUGCAGUGAAACAAUUUGGAAACAUAACUAUCGGAUAAUAAUCCUACCGGGAAUUGUUAAUUCUAAUACUAUAAGAACUUUUUUGACAAUGAAAAAAUCCGCGCACUGCAAAUAUUUUCCCAGCGUGUAUUUAGAUGAAGUUUUACACAAUUAACGCAUACAAGGAAUAAUGUAACACCAUCAGUCAUGUUUAUGUUUUGGCAAAGCGUGUACGUUUGACACAUGUUUGUUUAUCAAUUUUAGAUAAAUCUCUUGCUGCAUCAUGAUAACUUUUAACCAAACUUUUGAAACAAAGAAACCCAUGCUAAAUACGGUUCCAAACGAAAGAAGGCCUGUCAAAUUUGACAUAUGGCCGUACUCCUACUAUAGGAAUACCGAGUCAAAACCCCAUACUCGGACCGAAGAUAAGCGCCAUGAAUUUAUAUUUUACCCGUUAUUUUUUUCUUGUCACCCAGUAGUUGAUUCACCGAUCAUCGUCACCAAAGAUCCACUCCCAUCUUACUGUAUCUCCAGUGUAUGUGUUUGUUAUCUAACUGUGUAGAUGAGAUUUAAAAUAUUGCCAAUCAAAAUGAACAAUGGCUCGAAUACUAUUAUGGUGAUGAAACGAGAGGGGGGAUGUGAGCUCUGAAAACUCCAACAGAAAAUAGCAAUUAUCAAUGGAUUACA
This is a messenger RNA of Armigeres subalbatus, 4091 nucleotides long. RefSeq lists its product as uncharacterized. The coding region runs from base 622 to 2430 and encodes 602 amino acids. NCBI's taxonomy places the organism in Eukaryota, Metazoa, Arthropoda, Insecta, Diptera, Culicidae. Gene Ontology annotation, biological process: negative regulation of protein tyrosine kinase activity; intracellular signal transduction. The record is from RefSeq and is a predicted model, not a curated record. The transcript is spliced from 6 exons. Gene Ontology annotation, molecular function: protein kinase inhibitor activity. Gene Ontology annotation, cellular component: cytoplasm.